UCUCAUUUUUUCCCAAACAAAAUUUCGACAUCAUCCUCCAUUCCACCUACUACUCCCCGCCAUGGACAACGACAACCGCCGCGCUUCCCGCCGCACGGAAGUCCUCUCGAAGCACCUCCUCCCGCACCCUCUCACAACGACCGCCCUCCUCUCGACCUCCAACUGCCUCAGCUACUCUCCACCAGAGCUCUCCUCCUCCAACCCGGUCUCCUUCGACACUUCCCGGAUGCGCGCUCUCCUCGACGGCCACAACCUCGACGACCGUGACUGGCUCUUCGGCCUCAUCGUUCAGAGCCCUCUCUUCAAUCGCCAAGAGCGCGGCGGCCGCGUCUUCGUCUCCGUCGACUAUAACCACACCAUGGAGCAGCAGCGCGAGGAGACCAUGCGCCGGAUCGGUUACCUUCUCGAUCGCGGCGUCUUUAGAGGUUGGCUCACCGGCGAUGGCCCUCAAGAAGAGCUCAGGAAGCUGGCCCUUCAUGAGGUCGUCUCCAUGUACGAUCACUCCCUCGCCGUCAAGAUCGGUGUCCAUAUCUUCUUGUGGGGUGGGGCUGUAAAAUUUCUUGGAACAAAGCGGCAUCAUGACAAGUGGUUGAGAGCUACUGAAAACUAUGAGCUGAAGGGUUGUUUCGCUAUGACUGAGUUGGGACAUGGAAGUAAUGUACGGGGAGUCGAAACAGUAACUACUUAUGAUUCGAGAACUGGAGAAUUUGUCAUCAAUACUCCAUGUGAAUCGGCGCAGAAGUACUGGAUUGGUGGUGCAGCAAAUCAUGCAACACACACUAUAGUGUUUUCACAGCUCUACAUAAAUGGAGGCAAUCAAGGCGUGCAUGCAUUUAUUUGCCCAAUUAGGAAUUCAAGUGGAAAUGUAUGCCCAAACGUCCGCAUAGCUGAGUGUGGUCACAAAAUUGGUUUAAAUGGAGUUGAUAAUGGCCGUAUCUGGUUUGACAAUGUAAGAAUACCAAGAGAGAAUUUGCUGAAUUCCGUGGCUGAUGUUUCACCAAGAGGUGAAUAUUUGAGUUCCAUAAAAAAUGUAGAUCAGAGAUUUGCAGCAUUUUUAGCCCCUUUGACCUCUGGUCGUGUAACUAUUGCCUCUAGUGCUGUUUACAUCUCCAAGAUUGGCUUAUCCAUUGCUAUAAGAUAUGCAUUGACAAGACGAGCCUUUUCUAUGACACCAAACGGACCUGAAAUUCUGUUGCUUGAUUACCCAAGUCAUCAGCGGCGUCUACUACCCUUACUUGCAAAGAUAUAUGCAAUGAGUUUUGCUGCAAUUGAGCUCAAAAUGAUGUAUGUGAAUAGAACACCCGAGUCAAACAAAGCAAUCCAUAUUGUUUCAAGUGCUUAUAAGGCUACCUUUACGUGGAAUAAUAUGCGCACACUUCAGGAAUGUCGUGAAGCCUGUGGAGGACAGGGCGUUAAAAGUGAAAAUCGUAUCGGUCCGUUCAAGGGCGAAUUUGAUGUGCAUUCAACAUUUGAAGGGGACAAUAAUGUUCUGAUGCAGCAGAUUAGCAAGGCGCUCCUUGGAGAAUUCAUUGUGUGUCAGACUAAGAAGAAGCCAUUUAGAGGUUUGGGGUUAGAACACAUGAACAACCCUGCACCUGUCAUCCCAUCUCAGUUAACGAGUUCUAUUCUCAUGAGCAGGGAAUUUCAGCUUGAUCUCUUCCACCUAAGAGAGCGAGAUCUAUUGAGACGCUUUGCUGCGGAGGUUUCACAAUAUCAAACUCAGGGGGAAAGCAAAGAGUCUGCCUUUAAUCUAAGCUAUCAAGUCGCAGAGGACUUAGGCAGAGCUUUCUCUGAACGCGCAAUACUGAAAACCUUCAUCGAGGUCGAGUCAAAGGUGCCGGCUGGUUCAUUGAAGGAUGUCUUGGGACUGUUGAGGUCGUUAUAUGCCUUGAUUUCUGUGGAUGAAGAUGCUGCUUUUCUUCGCUAUGGAUACUUGUCAACUGAGAAUGCUGCUGCAGUGCGGAAAGAAGUGCCGAAACUGUGUACUGAACUUCGACCGCACGCAUUCGCCUUGGUCAGUUCCUUCGGUAUUCCCGAUGCCUUCUUGAGUCCUAUUGCGUUUGACUGGGUUGGUUCGAAUGCAUGGUCCUCUGCUCAACACUAGUUGCGGAUGCAAAUUUCUUCAUAUGGUUCGUGGCAAAAGGGUAAGUUAUACAGUUAUACUGCACACUUUGAUACUGGAUAUUAUCAAAUUAACUUUUCUUGUCUCCUAAGAAAAUGUGAGUAAUAUUCUUACUUACUGUUACUAAAAGACCUGCAAUAUUUGAAUUGCUGCCAAAUAAUUUGUACAUGGUUCCCAAGUGGGAUCCAUUAAUAAAGUAAACACUGUUAUAUUUAGAAAAAUGAUAAUUUCACACCCAUUUUUUUCAAUGCCCCUUCACAUAUGAA
Arachis stenosperma is the source of this 2388-nucleotide messenger RNA. RefSeq names its product acyl-coenzyme A oxidase 3, peroxisomal-like. Gene Ontology annotation, biological process: lipid homeostasis; fatty acid beta-oxidation using acyl-CoA oxidase. Gene Ontology annotation, cellular component: peroxisome. NCBI's taxonomy places the organism in Eukaryota, Viridiplantae, Streptophyta, Magnoliopsida, Fabales, Fabaceae. Gene Ontology annotation, molecular function: FAD binding; acyl-CoA oxidase activity; fatty acid binding. The record is from RefSeq and is a predicted model, not a curated record. Bases 62 to 2104 code for a protein of 680 amino acids. The transcript is spliced from 13 exons.